Trichobilharzia regenti is the source of this 4099-nucleotide messenger RNA. Lineage: Eukaryota; Metazoa; Platyhelminthes; Trematoda; Strigeidida; Schistosomatidae. The record is from the annotation of a GenBank genome assembly.
AUCCGAGAGGAAGUAGUUACAGUACACAGCCAGUUGUUAAUUGUGAUGUGAUUGCCUUAAAGAGUUUUGGACCGGCCUAUGAAACCAACGGCCUCCGAGCAAAUCACUGGUUAAUUCAUAGGAAAGACAAUACCCAAACCUCACUAUAUGGCCCCGUGUUUGGAGCAUACUUGGCAAUAUUUUGGUUGAUUUACAUUUCAGUAAUAGUGAAGUGAAUUUAGAAGAACUUAAGUCUCUCCCUUUAAUGAAAAUGAAAUCGUAAAUGGGACAAACCACACCAUUGGGAUUUGGAAGCGUCAUGGAGUACUAGCGCAGAAUUUAAAAUUCUCCUUCGUAGGAUGAAAAGACAUCACAGAGAGGAGUCGUCGUCUCGUGCCAAGAAAGGCCAUGCUCCUAGUGUAUCUGAUGGUGAAGAUAAUAAUGGAUACGUCAAUUCUUCGAAGAAGCACAAAAGCCCUCCUCGGAAAGCUCUACUUAGGCGGCCUUCACGUGAAGAUAGGCCAACAGUGGAUAAACAUGAUCACCAUAAUUCAAGACAAACUUUCUUGCUGCGUCCUAAUCCUUCGAAGUUUGUCGGGGGAAACACAAGCAGUCGAUCGUUUAAUCCGCUAAGGUAAUUUGUAUGUGAUGUAUUGAGUUUACGUGAGUUGUUACGAAUGGUCAUACAUGUUGGUAAUGUGAGUCUACCAACUUAAACUUCAGACGCCAUUAUCCAUGCUUCCUACUAAUAAAUAAUUAUUUGGUCCAUUCAUUUCUUCGCCGUUAUUUAACUCAUUCUAACGGUACCCAAAUGUCAGUAUCACCGUCACAAUGCAUAGUACAUAAGUUUUUGUCCUAAUUGUUGGCCUUAAUUUUAUCGUUGUUGAACUCAUGGUAAUCUGAUGUAUUUCAUAUGGACAAUUCUUCAGCAGAUUUUCAGCUGGUGGCAGCUACAACUGUCCUAUCGUUUACUCUUCAGCACAUUGGAUAAUGCUAAUCCUUAUGUAAAUUACAAACAUCAUUGCUCAAAUUGUCCCUGUUUCUUCAAUGAAUAAAGAAGAGCAACAAAUUAUGCUGCACACAUUUAAUUUAUGGGAGAGAAUGUCAUUUUUCUAUUACAGGUUAUUUGUUUCUGAAAGCAAACGGGACAUUCGUUUACGACAUUGAAUCUAAUUCAAUUUGCUGACACAAAUAUGGUGAUUAAAUACGCCCGACGAGCCAUAGGUCGGGUUUUGCUCAUAAAAAGCAUGAAGUUUUGGUCUCGGAAACGCAUCUUUCAUUCUUAUGAAAUCAAAUUUUCCUAAUGAGGUCGCUCAUGCAGAAAAUCGUAUUAAUCAUGCAAACUUUCGUUCCUACGAUGUCCCACCUGAGAUGUUUGUUCUUCAGUCAUCCCAAGUGUUCAUCAGGUUUGGCCUUAGGCAUGUAUGCUCUCUGAUUUGAAAUCACCAUCUAAUGUCCACUUGCCGCUCAUCCGGUUUAGUUAACAAGUAAUUUUAUUGCAGCUUUAGCGAAGAAUAAAUAAAAUGUUUCUCAGCAAACUAAUUUUGUGUACAUAUUGAAAAAAAGUAUUAAGAUAAACACUAAUGCUGUGAAAUGACCGAAGGAAGAGCUUUAAGAAGGAUCUCUAUCUCAAAAGUUAAAACAUUUGGAGAAUUAUAUGAUUGGCCAUUUCAUGGUCAUCCAAGUUCAAGAAAAUCGUAUGCUCCAUCAUCACGAAUGUCCAGUCACUCAUCCAGAUCUUUAAUUCAUCCUUCUGGUCGAGUUAAUCCUAUGUUGGCGGCAAGUUUAGCAUCAUCGGGCAAACUGCCUAACCUUCCGUUACCGACCGGUUCUAGCGGUGGUUCUGCUGCAACAGUCGCAGCGGUUGCAGCCGCCGCAAUGAAUGCUGCCGCGAUGGCUGCAGCCUUAGGUGCCGGGGGAGUUAUAUCUAGCAAACAGAUGUCUCAUAUUACCAAAGCAUUAGCGUCUGCAACUCGAACAAGUCGUGAUCGUCGUCAUGAUUCAACGUCCAAUAGACCAGUUCGUCGUUCACCGGAUAGAUUUAUAAAUGAUGAUUCAAGAAGCAGUCGAAAACCUAGAGGUGGUAGUAAAGAAAAAGACCUGGUUAGCAUUUUUAACGCCCGUUAUGCUCGUCCAGUGGAACAUCGCAAUCCUGAAGAUGAUCCUCAUGCAACAAGAACAUUGUUUCUGGGUAAUUUACCGCCAGAUGUUGAAGAGCCUGAAUUAAGAAAACUUUUCGAACGUUAUGGCAUCAUUGAAGAUAUUGAUAUUAAGCGCCGCGAAUUAGAGAAUGGAGCAACUGCGUUUGCUUUUGUCCGGUAUCUUAGUUUAGAUAUGGCACAUCGUGCAAAAGUUAAUUUAUCUGGUCAAAUGAUUGGUGAAUACAGGUUCAAGAUUGGUUAUGGGAAAGUUAUACCCACAAGAUGCCUAUGGGUUGGUGGUUUGGGUCCAUGGACAAACUAUCCUGAAUUUGCAACCCUUGUUAACAGCAUUAGUUCACCUGAGAAAAUUAUAUGGCCAUCUGGCAAAAAUUAUGCUCAUAUCCUUUAUUCCAACAGUGAAUUGGCUGCUGUUGCCGCUGACCUUUUACGUGGAUAUCCAUUAGGAAGUAGUCACAGACGAAUCAGAGUAGACUUUACUGAUGAAUCGCAUAUGUUUAAAGAUCCUAAUUGGAAACGUCUAAAGAGAGAUUCUUCAACAGAGUCUAAUUCAAGACAUUAUUCGUCAAGAAGAUCGCUAACACCUCGAACAAGACGGGAUACUUCUCAUUCAGAUAAUGCCUACUCCCAUGGAAACAAUCAUUCAAAGUACAGACGUGAUCGAAGAUCAUAUGAUGAAAGUGAUCGCAGCCGUUCUGUCUCAUCAUCCCAUCAUAAGAGGGAAUCUCUUCAUAGGUCCCGGAAAGCCACAUACGAAAGAACGUCUAGGCGUAAUCAGCGGGAUCACUCCGUGACUCCUGAAGCUGAUUCGUCUCGUAAUGGGUCACGUUCCCGUUCGUCGUCGAGAUCUCGAGAGGGUUCAUCAUCUCCCUCUACCCCACCGACUUUAGAUACAUCUACUAAUAUUGGACAACUAGCAUCUUGCCUCCCGAAAGCCUGGGUCGGGGCCUUCUACUUGAAAUCGAGCAGUUUUCAGUGCCGCAUGCAUGUUUUAAGGGGUGAUAAAAGCCUUGUUGAUCAAUUUAUGUACCGUGGUUUGAAUUCAGAAGCAUCUGCAGACCAGAAUGAUAAUCGACGGACAACUAAGAAAUCGAACAAAGAUAAGCAUACAUCAGUAGAUGAGAUUGACUCAAGUGAAUCUCAUGACGGCGCGCAUGAUAGCAAUGAGAGUGAUUAUGCAAGCAAGGACAAAGUUGUCUGUUUACGAAUUACCCAAAGAAUGAGACUUGACCCCGUAAAACUAGACGAUGUGAACCAGCGUGUUGAAGCAGUCGGUCCUUCUGGCUACUGCAUACUUUUAGCCGUCCCAACACGUUCUGUACGCUGUCAUGAGAAUGAGAAACAGCCUCAGAGACCCCUACGGAAUUUGGUCGGAUACCUACGAACAAAAGAUUCUGCUGGAGUAGUACUUUUGAAUUCUACAGGUCAAAAUCAGAACAAUGAUUCUGCGUCUCCUUCGACUACAGAAGCUACAAACACAUCUGGAGUAUUAUAUGCAUUUCCACCUUGCGAUUUCUCUUUAAGUCUUCUACAUGAAAGUGCUCCACGACUAGAAAAAGACUAUGGUAAAGAUGAUCAUUUAGUUAUAUUACUCAUUCGUGGGACUGGUGUUGUGUAACCUACUGUUUAAUUAAAAAAACUCUACAUUCUUUCAACUGAAUCACACCCUACAAACUUUGUUGACUGAUUGAAUGUGUGUGUAUGCAUAAGACAUUUCUAGUAGGUCAAUCAGUGCACAUGAGUACCGCGGUCAUCCUUACCAAUGUAAGAAAAUCAACCUUUUUCUUUGCAUCUAGUGUUAAAUUUUUUUCGAAUAUUUCAUACUUCACAUUCUUUCAGAAAGCAUUUAAAAAAGGGCUUGUUUGUUUCUGUGCGUUAUUUUCUUUCCUUUGUUUGUUUUUUGUCUGAAAAACGCCACAAGACUUGUGAAAUUGAAUUAAAAUACAAUAUUUAUUCUGUAA